Molecule: messenger RNA, 334 nt
Organism: Amoebophrya sp. A120
Lineage: Eukaryota; Dinophyceae; Syndiniales; Amoebophryaceae
Source: the annotation of a GenBank genome assembly
UGGUGAACGAAGAGAAAAAAUGCAGUUACAAAAGGUUGCUAUACCGCGUAGUCCACCGCCACUGAAGGAUGUCGUCCGGGAACUGGUUUUGGAACGAGUGCUCGUGAUUGCGGUGCCUGCCGGCCGGUGCGUGGCUUCGGCUGUAACAGGAGGUGCUUCUUGGUCUUCGUCAAGUGAGCUGAGCUACUUCGCGGCGGAUGGUGGGCACCAGCCGUCGACAAGCGACCGAAGAAACUUGUCGCUCCCAGAGACGCCAAGCCGCGGCGCAAGUGGGAGCAAGACUCGUCUCAGUGACAGCGAUGUUGAAGGGCAGCAGCGGGUGGCAGAGACCGGC